Messenger RNA from Ixodes scapularis (black-legged tick), 1250 nucleotides. RefSeq names its product calcineurin B homologous protein 1 (gene elm). The coding region runs from base 466 to 1035 and encodes 189 amino acids. Lineage: Eukaryota; Metazoa; Arthropoda; Arachnida; Ixodida; Ixodidae. The transcript is spliced from 5 exons. Gene Ontology annotation, molecular function: calcium ion binding. The record is from RefSeq and is a predicted model, not a curated record.
AGGUAGGAGAACCUUUUAUUGGACGACUGAUUGAUUGAUAUGAACCCUGAUAUGGACGUGUUCUUGUCCUACUGUCUUUUGUGCCUAUUCUUUUCUUGCUUUAUUGCGCAAGACGGAUUACAGAUUCAUUUUUAACCAAAAUCAAACAGUUUUGUUAAAAAUAAUUAAUAUAUCAUGAUUUUUUUUUAAUCUAAAACCAUCAAAGGAAAAAUUUUAGAUUAGGAAUCGCAAACAGUUUUAGCGUUACAGAAACCCUGGUGUAUAUCGUGUGCAGCGCACCUAAAUAUGCUGACUGAGGAGGGAGUGGCAUGUCUAAGUAUCUCUCUCAUCUACCUCGCUCGCCAUCCGCAACGACGGGGUAGCCCACCUCGACCUACUUCGGGCUGCGUUCGGGCCCUUUAAUUCCGAGCCGUCGCAUUUACCGUACCAUCCUUUCGUCAAGCGACCCGACACACUCUUUUCACUAUGGGCACCCGGUCGUCACUCAUGUUACAAGAAGAAGAAAUCCAAGAGAUUCAGCAGGAGACUGGCUUCUCGGCCAACCAGAUCGAGCGGUUGUACAGCCGAUUCACAAGCCUGGACAAGACUGACAACGGUACACUGAGCCGUGAAGAUUUCCUACGGAUUCCGGAACUGGCAAUCAACCCCUUGGGAGAUCGGAUCGUCCACGCGUUCUUCAUGGACGCUUACGACGAUCGCAUCAACUUUCGCCAAUUCACCCGCGUCCUGUCCCGAUUUCGCCCCCUGAAGAAAAACAAGGAGAACAAGCUCAACAGUCGCGAGGAAAAGCUACACUUUGCAUUCAAGAUGUAUGAUUUGGACGAUGACAACAAAAUCUCCCGUGACGAACUGCUGGCGGUCCUUCACAUGAUGGUUGGAGCCAACAUCUCGGACGAGCAGCUGGCAAGUAUUGCCGAUCGGACAAUUAUGGAAGCAGACAAGGACGGAGACAACAUGAUCUCCUUUGAAGAGUUUUGUGCAACGUUGGACAAGACAGACGUCGAAGAGAAGAUGAGCAUCCGGUUCCUCAACUAGGGCUGCUCCAAAGGAACAGCUCUGAGCCAGAGUUCCCCCAGAGAGACGAAGGAGCAUUAACUUAUUAGCCACAAAUAGACCUGCUUAUUUUUUGCAGGCCUGUUCUAUUUUCUUGCAUAGCGCUAGAGAAGACAUGGAUGGCAUUCCAGUGUGGACUUUUCCAUGUAUUGCGGCAGGCACCAGUGGGUAAAAUAUAAAACAUUUGUUGAAUGUAA